Molecule: messenger RNA, 555 nt
Organism: Lasiosphaeria miniovina
Lineage: Eukaryota; Fungi; Ascomycota; Sordariomycetes; Sordariales; Lasiosphaeriaceae
Product: ankyrin repeat-containing domain protein
Exons: 1
Coding region: 1-555 (184 amino acids)
Molecular function (GO): protein binding
Source: RefSeq, a predicted model, not a curated record
AUGCUCCUUAGGGCCGGCGCAUAUGUUGAGGGAAAGACAUCAAAGCUUACCCGGCCGAUCCAUCUAUCUGCACAGUGCCGAGACCCGGCGUUCCUGCUGCUUCUGCUCGAAUACGGCGCGGAAUUCGAUUCCGUGGACUCGACAAGCAGCAAUGCGAGCCACUUCGUUGCCAAAACCGCGGUCGCGCCGGCCGAGUCUCUCGAAAUUCUCCUGCAAUGCGGUCUCCGGCUGGAUUCUAAGAAUGAGGAUGGGUGGAUGCCACUGCACUCCGUCGCGGCCAAUGGUGACUUGAGAGAGCCAUCGAGUCAAGAGAAAAUGAGGAUCCUAGUACGAAAUACCUCAAAUAUCGACUCGCACGACCUAAAAGGUCAGACGGCGCUCUGCAAGGCGGGCAAGAGAGGGGAUUCGGAGGCUGUCAGAACCCUGCUGGAGCUUGGAGCUGAUCCUCGUGCCGUUGACUUGAGCCAGAUGAGGAAGCCGCUUUUGAUUUCGAGGACCAACUUCGAGGACUGCGUCAACCAGAUACGCCAGGCUCAGAUAGCCAUGUCCAUGUGA